Dermatophagoides pteronyssinus (European house dust mite) is the source of this 747-nucleotide messenger RNA. RefSeq names its product ADP-ribosylation factor 6 (gene Arf6). The record is from RefSeq and is a predicted model, not a curated record. NCBI's taxonomy places the organism in Eukaryota, Metazoa, Arthropoda, Arachnida, Sarcoptiformes, Pyroglyphidae. Gene Ontology annotation, molecular function: GTPase activity; GTP binding.
CGUAACAUACAUCAUUGUGUGUGUGUGGGUGUCACCGUUUGUGGUCAAAUUCAUUCGAACAUCUUUUUUUUCGAACGAAUUUUGAGUUCGAAAUUUUCAUUUUUUUUAAAGAAGAAACAUUCCAAUUCCAUUUGAAUGUGAUCAACAAACAAACAAACGAAAAAUUUUUUAGUUUUUAACAAAUUUUUUUUUAUUUAUAUUUGAUUGAAUAAUGGGAAAAUUUUUAUCAAAAAUUUUCGGCUCAAAAGAGAUACGAAUAUUAAUGUUAGGUUUGGAUGCAUCGGGUAAAACAACUAUAUUAUAUAAAUUAAAAUCUGGUCAAACUGUAACAACAAUACCUACAGUUGGUUUUAAUGUUGAAACGGUUACAUAUAAAAAUGUUCGUUUUAGUGUUUGGGAUGUUGGUGGCCAAGAUAAAAUACGACCAUUAUGGAGACAUUAUUAUACCGGUACACAAGGAUUAAUAUUUGUUGUUGAUUCAACCGAUAGAGAUCGUAUUGAUGAAGCAAGACAUGAAUUACAUAAAAUUGUUAAUGAUCGUGAAAUGCGUGAUGUUAUUAUAUUGGUUUUUGCCAAUAAACAAGAUAUUAAAGAUGCUAUGAAACCGGCUGAAAUACAGGAUAAACUUGGAUUAACAAUGACAAAACAAAGAAAUUGGUUUGUACAGCCAGCAUGUGCAUUAACCGGUGAUGGUUUACAUGAUGGUCUUACGUGGCUUAUGUCUAAUCAUAAAUAGAAAAUCGAAGA